UGUUGACAUUUGGCUAGAACUGCCAGAAGUGAAAUGGCGUCAACACCGUCGUCGCAUUCGCGUUAGAAUCAUCGUUAUCAGGGAGUCCUUGCUGUCCUCGCUCCUGCAGCCGCCUGCGCACGAUAAUGUUCAACGAGCUUUACACGUUCCGCGCGAGAGAGAAGCGCCGCGAGUCGAUGCGGAAGUGAUAUCGCCGCCGCCGUCGUCGUCGGAUGGGUGCGAGGGGUGUGCACUGAGUCGCAGUCCGCAGCCCCCACGUUUACCAUCCCCAGGUUUUAUUUCAAUUUAAUUAUAUCUCUCUCUCUGUCUCUUCUCGCCGCGAAACGGUUAAUUGAUAAAAUUUAGUGUAAUUUAAGUUCGAAUUGGUUAAAAUGGCUCAACCCAUACCCAAUCAGAAGCGUAAUCGCGUGUCGGUGACCGUCGAGCCGUCCGGAUCAUCUUCAGGCACUUCUGCUUCAUCCAACAAUCAACUGUCACAGAUUCCCAAUCCUGGUACUCUGACUGAUGAAUUGGCCGCGCUGUUCGAAUGCCCGGUGUGUUUCGAUAUGGUACUGCCGCCGAUUAUGCAGUGCCAAGUGGGGCAUUUGGUUUGUGCCAGCUGCAGGCCCAAGUUGACAUGUUGUCCCACCUGUAGGGGCACUCUAGGUGAUAUAAGAAAUUUGGCGAUGGAGAAGGUGGCCAACAACCUGAUGUUUCCAUGCAAACACAAACAGAAUGGCUGCCGGAUGUCGCUUGGGCUCAAUGAGAAAGCCGAGCAUGAAGAAAUCUGCGAAUUUCGGCCCUAUAGUUGUCCAUGUCCGGGCGCUUCAUGUUCCUGGCAGGGUCAAUUAGAAAAAGUUAUGAUUCACUUAAAGCACGCGCAUCAAAACAUUACCACUUUGAACGGUGAAGACAUCGUUUUUCUGGCGACGGAGAUCAAUCUGCCUGGGGCUGUGGAUUGGGUGAUGAUGCAGAGUUGUUUUGGGCAUCAUUUUAUGCUCAUUCUGGAGAAGCAGGAGAAGGUGGAUGGGCAUACGCAGUUCUUUGCUAUUGUGCAGUUGAUUGGCUCGAGGAAACAGGCGGAACAUUUUGCCUACAGAUUGGAAUUAAACGGUAAUCGCCGUAGACUGACCUGGGAAGCAAUGCCGCGCUCGAGUCACGAAGGCGUCGCCUCCGCCAUCAUGGGCUCCGAUUGCCUGGUGUUCGACACGUCGAUCGCGCAGCUCUUCGCCGACAACAACAACCUGGGCAUCAACGUUACCAUAUCGGUGGUGUGCUGAGCGCGCGGCGCGCGUACAGUUGAGUAUCGAGGCGCCUGUGACGCGCUCCCCACACACACACUCAGCAGACUUUGGUUGGUUUUUAUUUAUUCUCAUUAUGCAACACAAGAACCGAAUGAACACCAAGAUAUCUCUAGUUAUCAAUAGCCACACACUUGGAAUAUCAGUAAGAAGAUGUUGUUACUUAUAAAAUAAGAUUAAACGAGUUAACGAAUA
Messenger RNA from Dalotia coriaria, 1475 nucleotides. Its product is annotated as E3 ubiquitin-protein ligase SIAH1A-like. The transcript is spliced from 5 exons. Gene Ontology annotation, cellular component: cytoplasm. Gene Ontology annotation, molecular function: ubiquitin protein ligase activity; zinc ion binding; ubiquitin conjugating enzyme binding. Gene Ontology annotation, biological process: multicellular organism development; proteasome-mediated ubiquitin-dependent protein catabolic process. The record is from RefSeq and is a predicted model, not a curated record. NCBI's taxonomy places the organism in Eukaryota, Metazoa, Arthropoda, Insecta, Coleoptera, Staphylinidae. Bases 372 to 1259 code for a protein of 295 amino acids.